Molecule: messenger RNA, 3945 nt
Organism: Henningerozyma blattae CBS 6284
Lineage: Eukaryota; Fungi; Ascomycota; Saccharomycetes; Saccharomycetales; Saccharomycetaceae
Exons: 1
Coding region: 1-3945 (1314 amino acids)
Molecular function (GO): protein binding
Source: RefSeq, a predicted model, not a curated record
AUGUCGACUCCGUUCAAAGUAGUUGCUACUUUCCCGUAUACCUCUGAAUACGAAGAUGAUUUGAAUUUCGAUAAGGAUCAAACCAUCACUGUCACAGCCAUUGAAGAUGAUGAAUGGUAUUCUGGGGAAUAUUUAGGUCCUGAUGGAGUUAUGAGGGUAGGUAUCUUUCCAAGGAGUUUUGUUGCUGCAGCUCCAACCACAGUAGAGCCUAAACUAGCUCCUACACCAGCUGCACCUGUAGCUGUUCAAGAGCCUGUAGCCACUACAAUUCCUGAUGUUGUUGCUUCAACUCCAGCUGCUCCAAUUGCUCAAGAACCAAUUGCUACUGCUUCGAUAGUUCAAGAACCUGCUAUUACUGCUGCUCAAACUGCUGCUCCAGUAGCUCAGGAACCUACUGUUAUUCCUACUCCUUCUGCUGCUCCAAUGGUUCAGGAACCUAUCCAUAUGCCGACCCCUAUUACCCAUGAAACUUCUCAAACUAUCAAAGAAUCGUUAACUACUUCCAUAGUAGCCCCUAUUAAGUCCAAUAUCUCAACUAAAGAAGAUGAUGACGACGACGAUUUUGAAGAUGCUCAUGAAACCCCAUUGGAGGAACAGCCACCAAAAUUUCCUGAAACUAUUUCAACUACCACUUCUCCACAGAUUCCUGCCGCCACUCCAAUAACUCAACCAACUUCUACACAAGUGCCGGCUACUUCUGAAUCACAUACUACACAUCAAUCUGCUCCAGCUAUUCCAGUAGGUACUCCUACAGUAACUCAACAAAAAAUGGAGCAAAAGACUUUUGAACCAUCAAAAUUAAAGGAAAGAUUAACAAUGUUUAAUCAAGAUUUGAUGGAUUCCAACACAAGAACAUCAAGUAACAAUUCUACUGUUGAACCUAAAAAAAUUAAUAUACCAGAGGCUAUCAAUCUCUCAGGUGAUUCUAAGAAAUCCAAGGACGUUAAACAUUCUACCAUGAAACAAGAUGAAGCAAAUUUACCAAAGACAAGCUUGAAAGAUAGAAUUGCUUUAUUACAAGAACAACAAAGAAUCCAGGCCGAAAAACAAAAGGCUCAAGAUGAAGCGGAAGCUGCCAAGAAAAAUGCAGAAAUUAAAGCAGGCCAAGAACAAAGAUUAGCUGAAGCCAAUGAACCAUCUUCUGAGGAUUCAGAAGAUGAUUUAGAAGAAAUUAAGGAAGUUACACAACAAGAGAAUGUACAAUCUGCACCAAGCAUUCCAAAAGUACCAACUACUGAUUUACAACAAGAAAGAGCGGGAUCAACCGCUAUUUCUCUAGAACCAUCUGAUGAUUUAAUGAAACCUGUGGAGAAAUCUACUUCUAAUGAUUUAUUAGCUGCUGCUGAAAGAGCAGCUAAUAUCCCAACAAUUCCUCAAGGCUUACCAGCUGGCACACUGCCAAUGAUGGGUGCUCCAAUGCCAGCUUCAUCCACUCAAAAAGAUGAUGACUCUAGCUCUGAAGGAAGUUACAGUAGUAGCGGUGACGAUGAAGAAGAAGAAGAAGAUGAAGAAGAUGAAGAGGAGGCAAAACGUGCUGCUCUUAUUGCCAGAAUUGCUAAAAUGUCUAGUGCUGGUAGGUUUGGUGGCGCUGGUGGCGCAGUCGGAUUUAAUCCAUUUGGUAUGGCUGCUCCAGUCUCUGAACCAUCAAAGAAAAAGAAGAAGAAGAAGCAUCAUCACCAUCAUCACCAUAAAGAAGAACCCUCUGCAGACCCAGCAAGAGAUACAGGGGCACAGACAAUUCCUACGGAAACUGAAGCCCCACCAUCUUCUACAAAUGUUGAUUUAGAACAACCUCAAGAAGAUUUACAGAUCCAACCUAACGCCCCUAUUUCUAACUCUAUGGAGGAGCAAAAUUCGAAUGCCGCUCAAACUCCAAUAGAUUCGGAAAAACUUCUAGUAUCUGAACCAAAUGUUAAAAAACAGGUAUCAAGAGAAGCUCCACAAAUUCCUGAAGUUCCAUCGGCAGCAAACCCUCUUGAAAAUCCCAUAGAAAAUGAUAAUGUUCAAUCCAAUGAGAAAAGAGAAGAACCACAAGCUCCUCCUCCAGUUCCUACUGAAGCACCUCAUAUUCCAGCUAUCCCAUCAAUUCCAGAGGGUCCCAAAGAGUCGGCUCCCAAACCAGCUUCGAAUGUACCAGAAUUGAAAGCUCGUAAAACUGUUGCUGAUACAGAAGGAUUAUCACCAAUUUCGAGUCGUGCUCCCCCAGUUCCAACUUUACAAAACCGCCAAACUAUGCCUGCAAUUCCUUCAGCCACUUCUGCACCACCAUUACCUCCUUCUGUAUCUUCAAUACCACCAAUCCCAAGUGCUUCAGAAAUUCCUUCUACAUCAUCUAGGGAACCACAACUUCCUCCCCAGGUAUCUCCGGAUCAUCAUAAGAUAUCAUUAGAUCCAAGAUCCUCUGCUAGUCCUGUUGAUCAUCAUGCCUAUCAUCAAUUGGCUUCUACUGGUAGUAAUCCAUUUAAUAGUGAUGAUCUUUCGGAAGAAACUUCACCUCUUAAAUCUCAUGAACACCACCCUCAUCAUCCACAAACACAUAUGCCUUCAAUCCCUGUUCCCCCAGUUCCAACAGCUGCCCCAUUAUCAGAUAUCAGAAGUAAUGAGUCCACAGCUUCACAGGAUGGAUCAUUAAAUAUUAGGACUACAUUAUCAAAUACAUCAACAGAUCAACCACCACCAAUUCCUCAAAUGGCAUCCCCUACACGUAAGGCCCCAAAUAUGCCACCAGUACCUACUGUUUCAACUCCAGCUCCUUCAGGAUUAAAUGCUCCACCGUUACCAGGUCAUGGUCCACCACCUGGCGGACAUGCACCAAGAAGUGGCGCACCACCUCCACCACCGCACUCACGCCACUCCCGUAAGGGUGCACCUCCGCCUCCUCCUGCUGGUGCUCCAAUACCAGGUAAUGCAGUUCCUCCAGUUCCGGGUGUGCUACCAUCUCUACCAGCUCCAACACAACCUCCAAAAGUACCUUCUGCAGCUCCUCCAAAGUCUGCGUCCUCACCAACUCCAAGAGCCUUACCUACACCUCCAUCAGUUCCAGCAGUACCUGUUCCAGGAAAUGCCCCAGCACCUCCGUUCCCCGUUGUACCAUCUGCAGCACAAGUUCCAGCUUCACAUCCUAUUCCGCAUCCUUCUUUAGAAUUAAGGAGGGCAUCAACUACAAAGGAUGGUGUAGAUCUAACUCACCAAGCUCACAUUGAAGUUGAUCCAAAUGCUACUUGGUGGCUAAAUAAACAGCCACCACCAGAUUCUCAAAUUUCUAAAUUCAAACAUUUACUUGAGAUUGAUGAUCAUGUAAUUAAUAAAAGAUUAAAUGAAAAAGCUGUCAUGCGAGAUUAUUAUUUCUUGUUUGAAGAUUAUUCACAAUUACAUCUCAUGAUAACAUUUAAUACUAAGGAUCCUUCAGGCACAUUAAGAACAUCUCAAUCAUAUAUUCAAAAUAGUUUUAAGCCAGAUGCUUUAAUUAAGUACUCUGAAAAAUAUGGUAAACUAAUUACUGAGAAGACUCGUGAAAUGAUAGGCCAGCCAUCAACUGAAGCAACUAUUGUUGGUACUAUUUACUCUCAAAUAGACGGUAAUAUGAUAGCUCCAAUUGCUAACAGAACUUUUGGGGUUCCAUUAUUUAGUUACAAAGCUGGAAGCGAUGCUACACCUGAUGAAGAAUCUUUAAAGAAAAUCAGGAGUGGUGAUAUCUUAGUGGUAAGAAAGGGUAAAUUUGAAGUACACAAAAAACUUGCUAAGAAUGAUAUCGUGUCAAUUGGUGACGGUAGCCAACCAUACGUUGCCAUUGUCACUGAGUAUGAUUUUAACAAGGGCAAAUUCCGCGUAGUUGAAGAACAAAAUGGUAAAAUUGUACAAGAAAGUUAUAAGCUAAACAGCAUGCGCGGUGGUAAACUAAAAGUAUUCAGAGUUGUCGGGAAAGGUUACGUUGGUUGGAAAUGA